CUCCGUACGCGUUCACAUCAAUGAAGUGGGUUACCUUAAAUGCCCGAAUGGUGGCGGGAGUCGACACCAGAGACCGAAGAAGGUAGAGGUCCAGUAGUACGCAUUCAACCACAUCGCUGUGAGGAUUCGGUAAGAUUGUUGCUGCUGUUAUCGUCAUUGAUUUCCAACUAUUACAGUUUUUAACAUGUCUAAUUGUCCAAAGUGUGACAAGCCUGUUUAUUUCGCCGAACGGAAAACAUCUAUUGGUAAAGACUGGCAUGGAUGCUGCUUGAGAUGUGAAAAAUGCAACAAGACUUUAAAUCCUGGCAGUCACGCUGAGCAUGAAGGGAAACCUUAUUGUAACAAGCCAUGUUACGCAGCGCUUUUUGGACCAGGAGGAUUUGGUCGUGGUGGUACUGAAAGUUAUGUUUAUACAAAUAAUGUGAAGACUAAGAAAGUGUAAUACUAGAUUGAAAUAAAAUAAGUAGAAAAAUGGUUAUUAUAAA
Molecule: messenger RNA, 485 nt
Organism: Ceratosolen solmsi marchali
Lineage: Eukaryota; Metazoa; Arthropoda; Insecta; Hymenoptera; Agaonidae
Product: cysteine-rich protein 1
Exons: 3
Coding region: 185-442 (85 amino acids)
Source: RefSeq, a predicted model, not a curated record